AUGGCCGAUAGUGUGAAGUGGAGUAGUGACCAACUUGUUACUUUCCUGGAAAUUUACAGAAAGCAUGAGUGUUUGUGGGACAUUAGGUCACCUGAAUAUCUAAAACGCGACUCGAAGCAACAGGCGUUUGCCAAAUUGCUUGAUGAACUCAGACUUAAUGGAAUAAUAGUGACUGAAGAUGUGCUGAAGAAAAAAAUUAAAAACUUACGUGAUGCAUAUCGUAACGAACUGAUCAAAGUAAAGAAGUCGAAGAAGAGUGGUGCCGGGGCAAGUGAGGUGUAUAAACCUAAGUUGGUUUGGUUUGUUGCAGCAGACGCUUUCUGGAAUAGCGUGUUAUCCGGGAGGCAAUCAUCUUCAAGUAUGGAUUGGGACACUCAGAGUGUAGCCGAAGACGACAAUGCAGGGGAUGAACCGGAAAACGUAGAUGGUUUGUUAAUAGAGCAGACUGCAACCGCAACAUCAACCGCAGCACCUGCGCCUGUUCUACCUGUAAAAAGGAUUGCAAGUAGCAUGCCACCACCCGGUCUUCGUAAAAAACCUUUCAAGCCAGGCAGUAACUCAAAGUACCCGACCCGCUUUGAAUCCUCCGUAGAUAAGCUGGAAAACAUAGCCAUGAUGGUAUCGCCGCAGGAAACUGAAACCGUUACAGAUGACCAGUAUUAUGACAGAUUCGCUAAGCACGUUGGAUCUCAGUUAAGAGAAUUACCUCUGAGGAGUUUUGUUCUUUUGCAACAGGAAAUACAAAACUUAAUUACUAGAGAAAGACUGAAUCAAAUCGACUUUACAAAUCAGUUCACGCCCUCGCCUGCUGAAUCUUCAAGUAGUUGUGAUGUUUAUAGUCCGUUACAGAUUCAGCCGUAUGACAACUCGAACACAUCCGGACUAGACCUCGUGCAGAAAGCACUUUUAGAGAUUGGCGAAAUGCCAAAACCGUGA
Messenger RNA from Macrosteles quadrilineatus (aster leafhopper), 936 nucleotides. RefSeq lists its product as uncharacterized. Bases 1 to 936 code for a protein of 311 amino acids. The record is from RefSeq and is a predicted model, not a curated record. Lineage: Eukaryota; Metazoa; Arthropoda; Insecta; Hemiptera; Cicadellidae. The transcript is spliced from 3 exons.